AUGCGAGGCCGGUCGAAGUCGUCUCAAACUGCGUGCGACAAAGGCAAAAAGCGCGCCAUGAAGUCGCCGCUGACUUCGCCCCGCGUUGCAAAGCGCGCGAAGUCUUUGGUAGACCCGUCGAUAUCGGAUCCUGCAGUGCGCACCGUGUCAAAUCAUUCGGCACUCAAAGCGGUGCGCCUCGAGUGA
Molecule: messenger RNA, 186 nt
Organism: Fibroporia radiculosa
Lineage: Eukaryota; Fungi; Basidiomycota; Agaricomycetes; Polyporales; Fibroporiaceae
Exons: 2
Coding region: 1-186 (61 amino acids)
Source: RefSeq, a predicted model, not a curated record